Molecule: messenger RNA, 267 nt
Organism: Sporothrix schenckii 1099-18
Lineage: Eukaryota; Fungi; Ascomycota; Sordariomycetes; Ophiostomatales; Ophiostomataceae
Exons: 1
Coding region: 1-267 (88 amino acids)
Source: RefSeq, a predicted model, not a curated record
AUGUGGGAUCCAAGCCGUUUGCUGGGAAGCAAGCCAGAUUUCUGUGCACAAGCGGGAGUGCCGAGGAAGGCACAAAAGCGCAAGACGCUCGGUGAAGAUGUUGUCGUCGACAGCGGCGAGGAGCGCUGCGAGCAGUUGUUUGUUCCAGAAAGAAAGGGACAAAAGAGAGGAGACAGGACGCAACCUUGGCAACAUCAAAUGGCCCGGCGCCUGGUACAAGCAGAUGGCGUGUGGUUGAAUUGUGCUGCUUGGUCGCCGAUGAGAUAA